Molecule: messenger RNA, 1022 nt
Organism: Cicer arietinum (chickpea)
Lineage: Eukaryota; Viridiplantae; Streptophyta; Magnoliopsida; Fabales; Fabaceae
Product: mediator of RNA polymerase II transcription subunit 19a-like
Biological process (GO): positive regulation of transcription by RNA polymerase II
Cellular component (GO): mediator complex
Molecular function (GO): transcription factor binding; transcription coregulator activity
Source: RefSeq, a predicted model, not a curated record
GAAAAACUUUGGAACAUAAAAGAAUUUUGGGUUUUUGCUCUUUUUCUCAUUCUUAAGACUGAACAAAAAAAAAAAAAAAUCAGAGAAAGAACAACACAAUCACGAGUAGUAGCGAAGAAAAAAAAAACAUUGUUUCAGAACUGAAACCACAAAGAUCUUCCCUUUUUAUGCUUCUGUGAGGACCCUUGAUCUUUUUUUCUUCUUCUUUCACUGUUUGGAUCUGCAAUUUUGCAGCUUUUGCAGAAAUUUUUGUUGGGGUGGUCGAAGGUUCGAGAGGUUUUUUUCAAUUGGUGUGGAUUUUGGUUCUCAGUUUGAAGGAGAUUUGUUGGUUUCAUUGGGGAAUUGAGAAUUUUUCACAGUUGAUAAUGUUUCAAGAACUCAUGAAAGAUUGAUUCAUGGAUCCUGAAGGCAAAAAGUUUGGGGGAGGACCAAGGGAGUUGACAGGUGCUGUGGAUCUUAUAAAUCAUUUCAAAUUAAUACCGCACUAUGAGUUUUUCUGCAAGAGGCCGCUUCCUGUGUCAAUCGCAGACACACACUAUCUGCAUAACGUUGUAGGAGACACAGAAAUAAGAAAAGGAGAUGGAAUGCAAUUGGAUCAACUUAUUCAGAAUACAUCUUUCUUUAGAGAUACAAGUGCUCGUAUACAGCCUUUUGACUUGGAUAUAUUGAAGGAGGCUUUUCAACUGAGGGAAACAACUCCCAUCGAUUUGCCUGCUGCGGAGAAAGGAAUACCAACAAUUGCAGGAAAAUCAAAAAGUGAGAAAGACAGGGAGAAGAAGCAUAAAAAGCACAAGGACAGGGAUAAGGACAAGGACAGGGAGCAUAAGAAGCACAAACAUCGUCACAAGGACAGAAGCAAAGACAAAGACAAAGACAAGGACAAAAAGAAAGAUAAAAGCGGGCAUCGCGAUUCCAGUGCUGAUCACUCAAAGAAACACCACGAAAAGGUUGAUUUUUGUUUGUUUGCUGCAUCUAUAUCAUUCUGGUUGAGAGAAAAAGUGUUCUAAAAGUCCUGUCAUGUG